AUGGCCUGCCCCCUUCAGUCCACUCGCGCCUGCAAUAUGGCACCUCCACAGAAGGACACCAACCCGAUCGUUCGUCCAGAAAUUGACUGGAUCCCCUCUUACAAAGUCUUCAAGGAACGUGUACAACGCCUGGCAGCACUGAACCUCAACCGUCCCACCACCCUUCCUGCUGGAUGGCCUGCAAAGAUCACAUCUGAACGUGUCUGGUCCGGGUCUGACUUCAAGUCGGAGGAUGACUACGUGGUCAAGCUCAGCCAAGAAGACAUUCUGGAGAUUGAAAGCGCACUGGGGUUUUUUAAGACUCUCGACCUUGGCCCUGACGAUGUUUCCAAGAACAACUUCCCCCUUCUCAACCUAGGCCCCAAGCUCGAAGAAGUCUCCGACAUCAUCCAUAACGGCCGCGGCUUCGUCGUCCUCCGCGGUCUCAACCCAGACAAGUACUCGAGCACGGACAACAUUCUGCUCUACCUCGGCGUCACCAGCUACAUUGCCGAAACCCGCGGGAUGCAGGACUUUGAUGGGCGCAUGAUCCUCCACAUCCAAGCCGUCCGCAAAGAAAGCGACGUCGCCCAACACGGCAGCAUGCCCAACUCGCCCUACGUCAACCGCGCGCAGCCCUUCCACACCGACCUCUGCGACGUCCUGUCGCUCUACGCUCUGGGCGUGGCCAAGUAUGGCGGUGAAUCAUUUCUAGCCUCAUCAGCCACCAUCUACAACGAGAUUGCGCGCCUGCGACCGGACGUAAUCCAUGUUUUGGCUCGGGACGAUUGGCCGUUUGACGAGUUUUACAAGAACCAGUAUCACAUGCGGCCGCUUCUCUAUAACUUUUCCAGCGUCGAUGGAAGAAAGGAACAUGAACAUGGCCCAGGCUUCCAGUUCUCCCGCCGCCCGCUCACAGGCGCACACUUUUCGCCUCAUCACCCCCUGGUUCCGGCCAUGAGCGAGGUCCAAGCCGAGGCGCUCGACAUGGUGUAUUUCCUGGCCAAGGAACACGCACUCGCGAUCCAGCUGCAAAAGGGGGACAUGCAGAUCUUUAACAACUUUGCCAUGUUGCAUGCUAGAAGCAGCUUUGUGGAUGAAGGCGAACACCACAAGAGACAUAUGCUGAGGCUGUGGUUGAGGAACGAGCAAAAGAUGUGGAGGAGCGACUCGGAAGGGCUGGACAAGGUCGGGAGAGAGGUGUAUGAGUGGGAUAAGGAGGAGUGGAGGAGGGAGGUGGGGACCAAGUGGGAUAUUGAGCAGAGUCCGCCUGAGUUGAGGGUGGAUUUCAAGAGGGCUAGUUGUGCUUGA
Messenger RNA from Neurospora crassa OR74A, 1290 nucleotides. RefSeq names its product taurine catabolism dioxygenase TauD. The transcript has 2 exons. Gene Ontology annotation, molecular function: oxidoreductase activity. The record is from RefSeq and is a predicted model, not a curated record. NCBI's taxonomy places the organism in Eukaryota, Fungi, Ascomycota, Sordariomycetes, Sordariales, Sordariaceae. Bases 1 to 1290 code for a protein of 429 amino acids.